CAUGAUGGCCCGGCAGACGGGCGUCUUCUACCUGACUCUCAUCCUCAUCCUGGUCACUAGCGGACUCUUCUUCGCCUUCGAGGAGGCUGGUAGGAUGGGACCGUCACAGAGCUGUACAAAGUGCUGCCAACAGAAGGUGCUUCAUCAGCUAGGGCUUCAGAGCGUGCAGGUGAGAGGUUCAAGUCAGUGCUGACGGAACGUGUUUGACUUGUACACUCAACUCUGAACUGAGGAGAAUCUACUCCUCGGAGCUGGGGAAGCGUCCUGCACAAGGCUGGUCCUUAGCACCUGUUUGGAGGGACCUAGAAGCUUAGAUGACAGAGAAGCCGGUUCUAGAUACAAGCUGCCCGUACCUAGCGGUGAAAAUCACCCCGGCCAUCCCCGUGGUUGGUGGCAUUCUGUUCUUCUUUGUGAUGGGGACCCUGCUCCGCACCAGCUUCAGCGACCCUGGAGUCCUUCCUCGAGCCACGCCUGAUGAAGCCGCCGACCUGGAAAGGCAAAUAGAUAUCGCAAACGGCACCAGUUCAGGGGGGUACCGCCCACCUCCCAGAACCAAAGAAGUCAUCAUCAAUGGCCAGACUGUGAAACUUAAAUAUUGUUUCACCUGCAAGAUUUUCCGGCCCCCUCGUGCCUCUCAUUGUAGCCUUUGCGAUAACUGCGUAGAACGGUUUGAUCACCACUGUCCCUGGGUAGGCAACUGUGUGGGGAAAAGAAACUACAGAUUUUUUUAUAUGUUUAUUUUAUCUCUGUCUUUUCUGACAGUCUUUAUAUUUGCAUUCGUUAUCACCCACGUCAUUCUUCGGUCUCAGCAAACAGGAUUCCUAAAUGCUCUUAAGGACACUCCUGCAAGCGUGCUGGAGGCCGUGGUGUGCUUCUUCUCCGUCUGGUCCAUCGUCGGGCUCUCCGGGUUCCACACGUACCUGAUCAGCUCCAACCAGACGACGAAUGAGGAUAUUAAAGGAUCUUGGUCAAAUAAAAGAGGUAAAGAAAAUUACAACCCCUACAGCUACGGAAAUAUCUUUACGAAUUGCUGUGUUGCCCUGUGUGGGCCCAUCUCUCCAAGCCUAAUUGACAGAAGAGGGUACGUCCAGCCCGACACGCCACAGCCGGCCGCACCCCCCAAUGGGAUGGCUGCAUACGGGGCCACGCAGCCCCAGAGCGACAUGUGUGACCAAGACCAGUGCAUUCAGAGCACCAAAUUCGUUUUGCAGGCCGCGGCCACGCCCCUGUUGCAGAGUGAGCCCAGCCUCACCAGCGACGAGCUGCACCUGCCCGGGAAGCCCGGCCUGGGCACGCCCUGUGCCAGCCUGACACUUGGGCAGCCCACGCCGCCCUCCUCCAUGCCCAACCUCAGCACGGAGGCUGCGCUCACAGACAUACUGCCCCUGAAGGAGGAGCAUGUGGGCCACCAGUUCCUGACCCCAGAGGAAGCACCCUCGCCGCCUCGGCUGCUGGCGGGCAGCCCGCUGGCCCACAGCCGCACCGUGCACGUGCUAGGCCUGGCCAGCCAGGACUCCCUGCAUGAGGACUCGGUGCGCGGCCUGGUGAAGCUCAGCUCCGUGUGACCACGUGGCCCGGCUGGGGACUGCAGGCCAUGGAAGCGGGCAGAGGGGCUGCUCCCCACAGCAUCUGCCUCAUGCCCCUGUGCCAUGGCGGCAAGGACAACUCCAGGUCCUGGACACAAGGACCACUGAGGGUGGAAGCGGCAGAGCCCAAACGCUUCCAGCUCCGUUUAUUGGAAUCGUCUGCCCCACCCCGACUGUGUCGAUAACGAGUAACUGUUUUCAGACGUUUGGGAUAUGAAGGGUGGGCAUGGGGACAGAGCCUGGGGUGGCUGCAGCCAGAGGCGGGGGGAAAGCUCAGUGCCUGGAUGUCAUACCGUCUGCUCGCUGCUUUUGUUGACAGAUGACACGGAAGGUUUCUAAGACUAGAGGCCAGGCUGAAAUUGCACUUAAAUGUUAUGCUACUAAUAUUUGAAAUAGACAUGCCAUUCCAUUUGUUAAUUUUUUUUUUUUUAAUAUCUAAAGGGAAAAAAAAACGACCAGACGUGGAUUUGCAUGUCACCGGGGGCUGUUUACAGUGGUGUCGGUAUUCAAAAGGAAGUGCCGCCUUCUUUCUUUCUUUCUUUUAAUUUUGUGAAUUUUCAAGUGCUGUUUUAUGGGAAGAAAGUGCAAGAAACCAAGCCUCAAGGUCAGAGCCCUCACUCGCCAGCUUAUUCAGCUUCAUGAUGCGCGGGGAGGCGGCGCCUGGGCGGCAGAGGGCUGCUGGGGUGUUGUGUGGAGAAUCAGUUAACCUUCUGUUCAGUAGUUAGCCGAGAUGUUGUGUUGUACCACACGCGCCACAGGCUUCACCACCUUGUGUGACCAAACUUCCUGUGGACAGCCAAUAAAAUGACGUCCUCUGUUA
This is a messenger RNA of Pteropus alecto (black flying fox), 2406 nucleotides long. It is a transcript of the gene ZDHHC14, whose product is annotated as zinc finger DHHC-type containing 14. Gene Ontology annotation, cellular component: endoplasmic reticulum; Golgi apparatus. Gene Ontology annotation, molecular function: protein-cysteine S-palmitoyltransferase activity. NCBI's taxonomy places the organism in Eukaryota, Metazoa, Chordata, Mammalia, Chiroptera, Pteropodidae. Gene Ontology annotation, biological process: peptidyl-L-cysteine S-palmitoylation; protein targeting to membrane. The record is from RefSeq and is a predicted model, not a curated record. The transcript has 10 exons. The coding region runs from base 315 to 1565 and encodes 416 amino acids.